This is a messenger RNA of Corvus hawaiiensis (hawaiian crow), 5568 nucleotides long. RefSeq names its product zinc finger protein 131 (gene ZBTB35). The record is from RefSeq and is a predicted model, not a curated record. Bases 871 to 2724 code for a protein of 617 amino acids. Gene Ontology annotation, biological process: regulation of transcription by RNA polymerase II. Gene Ontology annotation, molecular function: DNA-binding transcription factor activity, RNA polymerase II-specific; protein binding; RNA polymerase II cis-regulatory region sequence-specific DNA binding. Gene Ontology annotation, cellular component: nucleus. The transcript is spliced from 8 exons. NCBI's taxonomy places the organism in Eukaryota, Metazoa, Chordata, Aves, Passeriformes, Corvidae.
GGUGGCGGGAGCCCUGGGUGGGGCGGAGGUGGUGGGAGCGCCUCCUAGCGGCCGCUGUGCCCACAAUCCCAGUGGGAACGGCACCGACUCUUGGUCUGCACUGCGGGGCCGAGGGGCGGGAUCGGGAUUAGGAUCGGCAUCGAGGCCUGGCCGUGCCUGAGCGUUGGUUUUGAGGAAAACGUGUGGCAGUGUGCAUGAGGAAUUCCUGCUUCUGCAGUACACAGCGGGCGGGUCCCCCUUUCCCAAGAUGGCGGUGUUGCUGGCAGCCUGCAUCAGCUCCUCCGGGUCACUCGACCUGCCCCAACACUGCCUCGCUUGCGCUCCCGUGGGAUCCGUGUGCGGGAAACAAACAUCUGAUGCCUGAAAUCCAAGGAAUUCCUGAUGAAGCCCAGGAGAAUAGUAAUAGUAACAUGGCUUCAUUGAGGUGGAUUUAUAAAAACAGCUCUGCGAAUUACAUGCACAUCAUAUGAAAUGCGUCCGGGGUUACAGGCUGAUAAGGCAGUAUUUCAGUGAGUCUUCCAAGGAAAUUGCAUAGACAAUUGAAGCGGUCCAGUCUCCAUCCCUCAUCUGUGAGCCCACUUACAAGUGGGAAUUUGGAUCACUUCUGUCAGUCUUCCUUGACUGCUUUGUUUUCCCAACUGUACUUUUCACUCCUUCCUCCAAAGCAGUCAUGCUCUUAUAGAACAUGUGCUGUUCUGUCAGGCUUUUUUGUGCAGUAUGACUGAGGUUUUUAAAAUGAGAAUACUCAAUGAAUGAUGCAGCUGCAUUUAGACACGCAUUCUAAGUGUAAGCCAUGUUAGUGUGGAAGCUGAAGAUGAGUGUUGCUGCAUGGAUCUGAAGUAAUUUUGCCUGGAGACCAGGCCUUUUGCCAUGGAAGCUGAGGAAACGAUGGAAUGUAUCCAGGAAUUCCCUGAACACUAUAAAGUUAUUUUGGAUAGACUGAAUGAACAACGUGAGCAGGACCAGUUUACAGAUAUUACUCUGAUUGUUGAUGGUCACCAUUUCAAAGCUCAUAAGGCAGUUCUUGCUGCCUGUAGCCAGUUUUUCCACAAAUUCUUCCAAGAUUUCACUCAGGAGCCUUUGGUGGAGAUUGAAGGUGUAAGUAACAUGGCAUUUCGUCACCUAAUUGAGUUCACCUAUACAGCAAAACUAAUGGUACAAGGUGAGGAAGAAGCAAAUGAUGUUUGGAAAGCAGCGGAGUAUUUACAGAUGCUAGAAGCAAUCAAAGCACUUGAAAUCAGGAACAAAGAAAAUUCAUCACCCUUAGAAUCAAAUGAAGCACAAGGUAAAAAUAAACCAAAAAAGAGGAAGAUUGCGGAAACCUCUAAUGUUAUCACAGAAACACUGCCAUCUGCAGAAUCAGAGCCUGUUGAAAUUGAGGUUGAGAUUGCUGAUGGAACAAUGAAAGUGGAAGAUGACAGCAUUGAAACCCUUGAAGAAGUAGCUUCUGCAGAGCAAUCCAUAAAGUACAUACAGACAACAGGUACAUCAGAUGAAUCUGCUUUGGCUCUUUUGGCAGAUAUCACCAGCAAGUAUCGUCAAGGAGAGAGAAAAUGCCAGAUCCAAGAAGAAGGUGAUAAUGCAGCUGACCCCUCUUGCAAACAGGUAGAAGGUAUUGAAAUUGUGGAACUUCAGCUGUCACACAUGAACAAUUUAUUCCACUGUGAGAAAUGUAACCGUUCAUUUAAAUUGUUUUACCAUUUUAAGGAACACAUGAAAACACACUCUACUGAGAAUUACAAGUGUGACAUAUGCAAUAAAAGAUACCUACGAGAGAGUGCUUUGAAACAGCACCUCACCUGUUACCACCUUGAUGAAGGUGGUGCCAGCAAGAAGCAAAGACCUGGCAAGAAAAUACAUGUAUGCCAGUACUGUGACAAGCAGUUUGACCACUUUGGGCAUUUUAAAGAGCACCUCCGGAAACACACAGGUGAAAAACCCUUUGAAUGUCCAAACUGCCACGAACGUUUUGCUAGGAAUAGCACGCUCAAAUGUCACCUGACAGCCUGUCAGUCUGGAGCUGGCGCUAAAAAGGGAAGAAAGAAGCUGUACGAAUGUCAGGUUUGUAACAGCGUGUUUAACAGCUGGGAUCAGUUCAAAGACCACUUGGUAAUACACACUGGUGACAAACCCAACCACUGUACCUUAUGUGAUUUGUGGUUUAUGCAAGGCAGUGAGCUGAGAAGGCAUCUCAAAGACAUGCACAAUAUUUCAGAACUAUUAGUGACAGAAGAGGUUCUUCCAGUGGAAGCUAUGGAAGCUGAACCAGUAACGUCAAUGACAAUAAUAGAACAAGUUGAGCAAGUGCAUGUCCUACCAGUAAUUCAGGUACAGGUGGAUCCUGCACAGGUAACUGUGGAACAGAUGCACCAGGAUCUCAUACAGGACAAUCAAGUGAAAGGCGCGCAGAUGGAGGAACUACAGGAGCAGGUGCAGAUUAGUUACUUGGAAGUUGAACACAUUCAGACUGAACAAGGUGCUGAAGUUCAUGUGGAGCAGUUACAUGUUGAGCAUGUAAAUCAAAUACAGAUGGAAGAAGUACAGGCAGAACUUAUAGAUGGAACAGACCUUGAACAAGUAGAAUAUCGAAGUGUUGAUCAAGGAGAAGCAGAAGAAAAGGAACAUAAUCAAACAGAUGAUGCAGAUAAGGAACAUCAUGAACAAGCUGAAGACUUAAAAACACAGCAGUUAGUGGACACACAGAAUACAAAAGUGGAUGACUAGGACAAUGAAAUGAAUGAAAUACCAAAUUAUUUUUGUUAACUUUUACAUUGGUUUUUGAACUGUCACUGGUCAUCUUUCCAAUAUGCUGUCCGUAGGAAGCUGGACAAGUGGACCAAAAUUAGCUUUCUUCAUGUACAAUUAGACUUCUCUCAUAUGUGAAAAAUACUUUCCCAUUCAGGUAGUGCCAUGGAAGAGAAACUACCACAGACACGGACAACUUUGUGAGGUUUUUAGCAAUGAAUAGCGUGUAUCAUUUUUACAUCAUUCCUGGGCAUAUGUAAGAAUAAUUUCACCUCUUUUCCUCUUGCAGUAGAAGCAAAGUCUUGGAUAUAUUUGCAGGAUGUCUGUGGUAGGAGAAUCAGUAAAAUCUGAGGGGUUCUGCUGUAAGUGGCAAUUACGUACCUGUGAAUUUUCAGAUCUCAACUUUCAGGCUGGGCUAAAAGCACUGUUGCUGGAGGUUUCUGAGCACAAAAAUCCUGUGCCUUUUCAACUCUGAGUGGGUUAAAUUUCCACAAAGUUUCUAGAGUUUUUGAGAACUUAGUUCUGUAAGAGGCAAUGUAGGUAAUGUUAUAGUGCUUUAUAUUUUUGCUUGAAAUUGUCAGUUACUGAUUUUCUUUUUGCAUUAAAGUAGAAGCAGGGGGCUGAGGGAGGGAAAAUAUUUCACUUGGAGGCAGCAGAACAUCCUAAAAGGGACACUUAAAAGUAGGCAAAGCUUGGUAGAGUCUGUGAUAAACAUGAAGAUUUGGAAGAAGGCCUACGAGCAGGCUCUUCUUUUAUAAAUAAUCAUUUUUGAAAAUGAAUAUGUUUAAACAUAAACAUAGAGACUUGUCUAUAUGGUAUCAGAUUCUUGUUUUUCUUGAAAUGAAAUUCUGACACUUGACAAAAACAUGUGCUAAACAUAAAAAUAAAAGCCAUAGGUAUGAGUGCUAAACUGUGGAUUGAAAAGUAGAAGUGUAAAUAGUUUCAUCGAUAUUAGACAAUAAAACAAUACCAACCAUUAAAUGUUGCAUUAUUUGUUCCAUCCAAUGUAUUAGGAACAACUGAGUGACUGACAACUUAGUGCCAAGUUCCAGUGUUAAGGAUCAAUCUCAUUUUUAAUAUGAUUAAUAGCUUUUUACUGUAAAGUUAGAUUUGUUUAGAAAGUGUUUGUCAAUGGUCAAGGAUGCUAAGAACGUCUUAAUUACUGCUGGAAGUUAGAGGUGCUCCAAACUCCUAAAGAAACUUUACUUUCAAAGCCUUAAAUGAAGGGAAGAAUUUUUGCAAGGACAUUCCCUACUGCUCUUGGUAAUACUAUAGGUCUUAGUUAAAAUCAGGCUUUUCUAUUCCAUCUUCAAAUGCAGAACUGUUUUCUGGGAUUUGUGCUUUUAUUUAGUUUAAUUCAAAAUUAUCUGUGUGUUUCAUCAUAGCCUUUGAGAAACUGUUGCAAAAGAAACAUGGAUCUCAAUUAAAAUUACACAGUUUGAUAAAUGUAACUUGCAUUCUUUUUUUAUUAUGUUUUGUGUUUUCUGAGAUGCAAGUAAUCUGUGAUGAGAUUCUGCACAGAGGAAAGGAUGCGGCCCAACGUUAAUCAUGAGAGUAAAUUUUAGCUAUUUUAUUUAUACCUGGCUUCUGAUAAGCAGCUUGUCUUUUGAUAACAUGAGGGGACAUGUUAUCAAGCAAGCCUGCUUGCUUGGCUGCCUAGCUCUAUAAAGUGCAUAUAGACAAAGUCUGUCUUGGUGGAAUUAAUCUGUGCAUCUGACCAACAAAACUAAUUUUUGUGUAGUUUUUAAGUCGAAUGUAAAUUGAACAUUUCCGUGGCAUUGGCAGCAAGGCCGUGGUUGGUAAGCACAGUUGGGCUAUUUCUUGGUUCUGUUUGCUCUCUCUUUUUACACAACAGUUCAUGUAUUUGUAGGAGAGGAGCGGUGCUCUGCGGUUGUGCCCAGCGGUGCCUAUCCCGAGUCCCAGUGAGGCUGGGCGAGGGCAUGGUGUCCCCUCCUCACCCUAAGAGACGUGGAGGAAGGCUCUCCUCAAGACAUAACUGCUACAGAGGGCUGUUCCCCCGCGUUCCCAGUUUCUUCCCAAGUGACGGAAGCCCACACUGGUGCCGGUGGAGUCCUUCGGGCCCCGUUCCCGCCGCAGUUGAUCCUGCAGGAAGAAGGAAGGUUGCUAGGCUGUGGGAGUUCCUGGGGCCGUGCCGCCGGGAGGCGGGGAAAUGGCGCGGCCGCCCGGCAGCAGCAAAUGGCGGCGCCGGGCAGGGCCGGCCCGGCGGGGCGAUGGCUGCGGUGAGAUCCCGGGAAGAGCCGGCCUAACAGGGCGAUGCCCGCGGCCGAAUCCCGGGAAGGGCCGGGCCGGCGGGACCCAGCGGAGCCGCGUGGAGGAGGCGGGAGCCGGCUCUGAGGGACCCGCCCUCCCCUCGUCGGGAGCUUAGCCAAGGGCCGGGGACUGCGGGCCGGCGGACGAGCCUCCUCUCCAGCCUCUGCCGACACGCCGCCGGAGGCGUUUGCUAAUUUCAGUAAUACCUCGUCGCUGCUGCUUUACCAUGUGUGUUGGUUUGCCUAGAGGAAGUACACCGGCGAAGUGGAAUCAUGGAGACGCUCCAAACUCAUCUGGACCCGGUGCUGUCUCACCUGCUCCAGGUGAUCUUGCCUUGGCAGGGGCUUGGGCCGGAUGAUCUCCAGAGACCCCUCCAACCCUAGCGAUUCUGCGAUUUUUCCCGAAGAGAUUACGGGUGCAGCAUCCCGCAUCUUUCUAAUGCUGAGCUGUCUUUCGGUGUGAGCCCCGCGUUCCAGUUGUUACUUACGUGCGGAUUCUUUGAGGCAUACCGGUGUUUUAUCUGACACCUUCUCACACUUGGGACUAAUUGGA